This is a messenger RNA of Lachancea fermentati, 1677 nucleotides long. Lineage: Eukaryota; Fungi; Ascomycota; Saccharomycetes; Saccharomycetales; Saccharomycetaceae. The record is from the annotation of a GenBank genome assembly.
AUGGACUCAGUCGCAGGGUUUUUUUGGGAUGAUCACAAUCCCAGGGCUACCAGUGUAAUAGAUAAUAGCGCUCAAAGAAGUUCAGAGGCCCUUCGAAACGGAGGAAAGCAGAGUGAAACGAAGAAUGAUCGCAAGGGUAGCGCCAGCUCUAUAGGGGCUAGUAGUGGUCUGGCUAGCACAACUCAACAAUUACUGGCUGAUAAACUGGUGGAGAAAAUCAUAUAUAUGGCACUACCACCGUCAUCUGAUCUUGCUAAAGAAACUAUUGUCCAUCGAGUAGAAGCGGGGAAGAACAGGCCUGGCCUUUCUGUUCCAAUAAUGAGCAGGAACUUCAUUCAGAUGAACUCAAGAUUAAGCGUUCCAUUCAUGAUCAUUGACGAAAUAAUUCGAAUAUUCAACUGGUCUAACCCCGCCUACACAUUGUCCGUGAUGUCCCUUUAUACAUAUGCCGUGUUAAAACCGCUUCCUACACUAGCUAGUGCUCCCAUAUUUUACCUGCUAUUUGGUGUGAUGGUUCCACAGUAUCUCAAAAUCCAUAAGCCAGAUCCAAACCCAGCUCUAGGGACAAGUCCAAUUCCCGCUUCAGGCCCUCCUUUACUGAAAGCAGAAGUUCCAAAACCAGUUCCAGAGUUUAGCAAGGAAUUCAUUUUAAACUUAACAGAUCUUCAGAAUCAUAUGAUGAUAUACGUCGUCAUAUUCGACUUCAUAAACUCUAUUCUGUCAAAAUUUGCGUUUUUCACAGAUGAAAGUAUAUCAUCUGUAUGCUUUCUUGUGCUUCUCGUGCUCGCGUGCUUCAAUGCACUUUUCAUGGACUCAAUUGCGCGCUUUCUUCCAAUAAGAAUGAUUCUCGUAGUUAGUGGGUGGCUUAUUGUAAUGGUGUUGCAUCCACAAAGCAGAGAUCAUGUUCUAUCAAAGUUUACCUCAGAAGAAACCCGAUUAAAGGUAUUGACGAUAACGAAUAAAGCUGAAAAAGUUGUGGACGAGUACUUUAGGUACUACGAACCCAGGGAAAAACGCCAGGCAUCCAUUUUUGAGUUACAAAAAUACAACGACAAAAACAAAGCAUGGGAGCUAGUCGGUUAUUCUACAGACCAUUACACAAUCCUUUCUGACUUGAGAGUUUCAGAGGGGAAAAUUGAAGAUUCUGCGCAGAGUCUUGAGGAAGUGAAACCACCAAUAGAAUGGGUAUGGAUGACCAAUUCCAAGUGGGUACUCGAUCUUGAUCCCCUUAGCUGGGUUGAAACUGAAUUUGUUCAAUAUGUCGAAGUCGAUACUGGGACGAAAUGGGUUUACGACGCCAAUUUCGACGGUACAAAAGGGGAGUUCAGGCGAAGAAGAUGGAUCAGGAUAUGCACAAGAGAGGCUGAAGACGCUAUUCUUCCCAGAAACAAAGGCACAUCCGAGGAAGGAGUUGAUUUCCAGUCUCAAAUGAAAGAUUGCUACAAUGGAUAUGAAACAAAUAUCCAAAUGAACAGCGCAUAUUCGAAUAAUGAACAGCGGAAUAGAGAUAAUUCCUUGCAUGCUUCAGAUGGUAUGGUUAAAUCAACGUCCAAUAAUUCGAUAGCAAGCGAGACAAGUGGACUAAGUAAUCAAGAGUCCACAAAAUCAAAUAUCUCCGUAUCCAAUUCUUCCAAGGCAGUCAAAAGCUUAACAGAUUUUUUGAGUUUAGCGCCAUAG